This is a messenger RNA of Darwinula stevensoni, 1630 nucleotides long. The record is from the annotation of a GenBank genome assembly. NCBI's taxonomy places the organism in Eukaryota, Metazoa, Arthropoda, Ostracoda, Podocopida, Darwinulidae.
AUGGGGUUGAGUCAUGUGCCCGAACUCACUGCCCUGGAUUACGGUGUUUUCGGUCUAUCCCUCCUGAUUGCCUUAGCAGUAGGAUUGUAUUGUGGUUAUGCCGGGAGGAGGGACUCUCAGAAACAGUUGAUAGUGAGCGAAGACUUGAACAUAAUACCCAUCGUCCUCUCUCUGAUUGGCAGUUACAUAUCCGCCAUUGUCCUCCUCGGGACCCCAGCGGAGGUGUAUGCAAACGGAAGUCAAUGGUUUGUGACAGCGAUUGGGGCCACGUUUGGAUCUCUGACAGCAUGCGUCGUCUUUGUCCCUUUCUUCUACCGUCUCCACCUUUCCAGUCUCUUCGAGGGUGGCCUGAAGGCUGUAGUCUGGACGGACGCUUUGCAAGUCUUGUUCAUGUUCGGCGGAGUGCUCCUCAUCGUCAUUUACGGGACAAUACAGGCAGGGGGAGUCCAGGAAGUCUUGGUCCGAGCCUCAGCUCACGAACGAGGAGAGGUUUUCAACUUCUCGUUUGACAUAUACGAGAGGCACACGUUUUGGAAAUUGAUGACAUUCAUGUGGCUGGGCUGGAUGCUGGUUCAUGGAUGCAACCAACCAUCUCUUCAACGAUAUUCCUGCAUGAAGAACGAAAAGCAAGCCGUGAAGUGCGUGCUGUGGAACAUACCGGGGAUGGUUGCUCUCAUGGUCCUGGCGGCAUUCGCUGGACUGGUCAUAUUCGUCGUCUACGUGGACUGUGAUCCCUUGAAGGCUGGGUACAUCGAGAAGAAAGACCAGAUCAUCCCCUAUUACGUCAUGGAUAAGCUCGGUCAUCUCAAGGGUCUACCAGGAAUCUUUCUCGCUACGCUUUUCAGUGGAGCUCUAAGCACGUUGUCAUCUGGGUUGAAUUCCCUGGCAGCUGUGACAUGGACUGACGGGAUUGGGCUCACCAAAUGGCAUAAAAGCCUCAGCGAAAGACAGUCCAUUGUCAUCACCAAAGUCCUCGCGUUGGGAUACGGCUUGCUGGCAAUGGGGAUGGCGUAUGUCGUGUCCUUGUCUGGAGCGCGUGGCCUCAUCACGUUGGCGAUCACCUUGAGCAGCAUCACUAAAGCUCCAUUGGUCGCCGCUUUCUUCAUCUCCAUUUAUGUUCCCAUCAUUAAUGCCAAGGGGAUGUUUUCUGGGAUGGUGAGUGGGUUGGGUGUGACGGCCUGGCUCGCCUUUGGAGCCAUUGCAGUCGGAGUGCCCCCUCCAGCACCUCUUCCUUCUUCCAUCGAAGGGUGCCACGACUUGAAUGCCACCUCCCUUCAUAUUAUCAACGAAACUUUCAUCGACACUGCAUCACAAAUGUCUACAACUCACUCAUACCCUCACCUGUACGACAUGUCUUAUUUGAUGUAUCAACCACUCGGAGUCCUGACAACAGUGUUCGUGGCUCUAAUAGUCAGCGUCGUCACAGGUGGAUAUGACCUGGAUCUCCUGGAUGAUACCCUCGUGAACGGCUUUUGCCUCAAAACAUCACGGUUGAUGAAACGAUAUUUCUUCGGGUGGUCCAUAAAGCCACGGCUACAUAACAUCGAACUCAAGUCUCACUAGGAUUUUAUUUUUUUAUAUAUAAUAUAUUUAUUUAUCUUAGCUGAAUUGUCUUUCAAAAUAUCGCUGC